UUUCUUUUUGGCAGCCACGCAGCGACACCAGCAGCCCUGCGUUGAUUGAGUUGAUCCCUGGCCAGUGGUUGUUGCCGCACUGCCAGCCCUUUUACUUUUCCAGCGGGAGGUCCCAACACCGCCCGGUGCUCGUGCGCGCUCGCGUGACGCAAACACGUCGCUGCGGCUCAACGCGAUGGCCGACGGUGGAGUCUCCAGACCUGCCCAGGGAGGGACGGACCAAAGUCACUGAAGAACACUCUCCGACCGUUACACACAGUUACCGCUGCACCGCUGACCCGCCGCCGCCGCCGCCGGGCCACCUGUCGCUGUGCGGUCCCGCCUGUGGAGUAGUUAGUAUGCGGGACAGGACGGAAUCAGCCCGGAGCGCACCAGAAGUGGAGUAAAGAGUGGAGCAGAAAGAGAGAGUGAGUGAGAGAGUGAGUGAGAGAGUGAGAGAGUGAGCGGCUCCGUCUGACGCACCGCAUGUUCAAACAGCAACUUGACUGUCGGAAGGAAAAAAGUCGCGUCGACUGGGAACCAGGAACGAACAGCCGCGCACGGAUUUAACAGACGGCUGGAAGUGGAGCACUUGUUCCGGGGGAAAAAAUGAAGUUCGCGGAGCAUCUCAGCUCCCACAUCACUCCUGAGUGGAGGAAACAGUAUUUACUGUACGAGGCAUUCAAGGAAAUGCUGUAUGCUGCCCAGGACCAGGCUCCGUCCGUCGAAGUUACAGAUGAAGACACAGUGAAGAGAUACUACGCCAAGUUCGAGGAGAGGUUUUUCCAAACCUGUGAGAAGGAGCUGCUGAAAAUCAACACGUUCUAUUCAGAAAAACUUGCGGAAGCGCAGAGACGUUUUGCCACGCUGCAGAACGAGCUGCAGUCGUCGCUGGACGCCCAGCGCGAGAACAACGUGCCGCCCGGUCUGAGAAAACGCAAGACGGUGUUCCAUCUGUCGCAGGAGGAGCGCUGCAAACACCACAACAUCAAGGACCUGAAGUUGGCCUUCAGCGAGUUCUACCUCAGCCUCAUCCUGCUGCAGAACUACCAGAACUUGAACUUCACUGGUUUUCGUAAGAUCCUGAAGAAACAUGACAAGAUCCUGGACACGCCUCGUGGAGCCGACUGGCGUGUGGCCCACGUGGAGGUGGCACCGUUCUACACCUGCAAGAAGAUCACGCAGCUCAUCUCCGAGACUGAGACCAUGGUGACAUCAGAGCUGGAGGGAGGAGACCGUCAGAGGGCCAUGAAGAGGCUGAGAGUUCCUCCUCUGGGAGCAGCUCAGCCUGCGUUGGCCUGGACAACCUUCCGCGUCGGCCUCUUCUGCGGCUUCUUCAUCAUCCUCGCCAUCGCGUUUGUUCUGACCGGCGCCGUCUUCAUACGUUUUGAAAACGUGUGGCCUCUGGUGAGGAUCUAUCGCGGUGGCUUCCUGUUGAUCCAGUUCCUCUUCCUGUUGGGCAUUAACACGUACGGAUGGAGACAGGCGGGAGUCAACCAUGUUCUCAUCUUUGAGAUCAACCCUCGGAACAACCUGUCACACCAACACCUGUUUGAGAUCGCUGGUUUCCUGGGAGUCUUGUGGUGUCUCAGCAUCCUCUCCUGUCUCUACUCGGAGUACACCCACAUCCCCAUGCAGAUCAACCCGCUCAUCCUGUACGGCUUCAUGGUUCUCUUCCUCAUCAACCCCUUCAAGACCUGCUACUACAAGUCACGAUUCUGGCUCCUCAAACUGCUGUUCCGGGUUUUCACGGCUCCGUUCCACAGAGUGGAGUUUGCCGACUUCUGGUUGGCCGAUCAGCUCAACUCCCUGGUGUUUGUCCUGAUGGACCUGGAGUAUCUCAUCUGUUUCUACAUCUUUGAGCUGCAGUGGGGCAACAGCAGAGGCCUGCUGCCCGUUUCUAAAGAUGCCGGAGCGUUCGUCUGCCACAGCUACUCGUACGGACUUCGUGCCAUCAUCCAGUGCAUGCCCGCCUGGAUCCGCUUCAUCCAGUGUCUGAGGCGUUACCGCGACUCAAAGAGGGCCUUCCCUCACCUGGUGAACGCUGGGAAAUAUUCCACCACCUUCUUUGUCGUCACCUUCGCGGCGCUGUACGCCACGCACAGAGAACAAGGGCACACCGACGCCGACACGUUCUUCUACAUGCUGAUCGUGUUCUCCAUCAUCAGUUCUCUGUACACACUGAUCUGGGACCUGCGUAUGGACUGGGGCCUGUUUGACCGUGGAGCUGGAGAAAACACCUUCCUGAGGGAAGAAAUCGUUUACCCACACAAGGCGUAUUACUACUGCGCCAUCCUGGAGGACGUCAUCCUGCGUUUCGCCUGGACCAUCCAGCUCUCUCUGGUCACCAUGACCAAGAUCCACUCUGUCGGCGACAUCGUAGCCACCGUGCUGGCUCCUCUGGAGGUCUUCAGGCGUUUCGUGUGGAACUUCUUCCGUCUGGAGAACGAACACCUGAACAACUGCGGUGAGUUCCGGGCCGUCAGGGACAUCUCUGUGGCUCCGCUCAACGCCGACGCCCAGACGCUGCGGGAGCAGAUGAUGGACCAGGAGGACGGCGUCCGCAACCGCUCGGGCAAAAAGACCUGGAAGAGAUCCCACAGCCUGUCACUCCGGCGCCCCCUACUGUCCACAUCACAAUCGAAAAAGGACACGAAGGUGCUUAUUGAAGACACGGAUGACGAGGCCUUCAGCUGAGCCCCCCCCCCAUCUUUAACACACACACACACGUAUACACACACACCCAGUUCUAUACUUAUACAGACCUCAGUCACCGACUCUCAGCCUUAACAUUCACUCCUGCAGUUGUAAUAAUUAACCUCUGUGUAAACCUUUAACUCAGCAAAGACUGCCAACCUGAAGGUGGUCUGUAUAAGUAUAGCACACACACACACACACACACACACACACCUACUAAAGCACAAACACAGUGUCAUUGUGAGGUGAAGGACAGACGUCACGGUGAAGAUCAACCUCCUCUCAGACCUUUCUGAAAGUGCUGUUUAUCUUGGGACUUUUUUCUUUCUUUUAAAUUUGCCUUAUAUAUAUAUAUAUGUUUUUUUUUCUGGGCUACACACGACUGUUUGCACACACGCACUGUAACUCCAACACCAGGAUCAACGGGGAGACGACGGAGUCAAUCAGACCUGAUCGUGAACCGGACACAGCAUAUCAAAAAACCAAUCCACUGGUUCCACCGCGUUGGUUCUUUUUUAUAUUCCACCCGUUUCUUCUUCUUCUUCUUUUUCUGCCGGUUGUUUUUACCUCAACAAUCACUCAGUCUUUGCAGAGGCACUUGCAGGAAAAGUGCAUUUUAAUUCACAAAACAAGAGGAAAAGUUUGGAUUCAAACCUUUCCAGUCUGUGAAGUUACUUUGUAACAUAAAUAUUUAAUAUCUUGGAUGUGCAUUAUUAUUAUUAUUAUAAUUAUUAUUACUACUCUGUUGUAGUCGCUCAGUACUUCUACAUGUGUUGUUUAUACUAGUCAGACUAGUACAAUGAUGAUUCUUAAUGUAUUUUAUAACGUUUGGAAUGUUUUCUCUUGGUUAAAACUGUGCCAAACUUUUAAUAAGUCUCGUGUCAGAAACCCCUUCGUCCCCGACUUUGAAAAAAUUUGAUCAAAAACGUUUGUGGCAUCACGUGGUUUCUUGAAGGGCCCUGGUAGCUUCAGUCUGUUCGAUGUGCAUCUUUGCGAUUAACUACCAAAGCCUGGUUUUUAUGAAUGUGUUUUUGUAGCAGUGGCAGCUUCGUCCGCUGAGCCCCGUCCACGUGAGUCAAACGUAACAAACCCAAACGCCUGCAGGGUUUUUCUGUGUCCGUUCAGGCUGUUGUAACAGGCAGCCGUUUCCUCCUGUAGGGACUGUUUGAACUAGUGUAGUAUUUCUGUCAGUGUAGUACUAUAGAAAAGUAGACAAACUCGGUGUGUUGUAUUUCUGCCGUCAGUUUGCCUCGUGAACAGGCAAAAAAAAAAAAAUUACAGAAAAUGUUGCCAUAUCUGUUAAAAAAAACAAACAAAAACAAAUUGGUUGUUUUCAAGUCAGGAAACAAAAUGGCCGCCUCCAGUUAAGUUGUAUUUGAGCUGGUUCUUCACAGCAGAGCUAGCUAGCUACUGUCCAAGUAUGUGAGCUUCACCAGCCGCAGUCAGAUGUGAGAGUGUACGAGAGUCAAGAAGAAGAAAAAAGACAACAGUUGUUUCAAAAAGAAAAAGGAAAGAAACACAGUUUUUACUCACAGUUGCUGCUGACAGCAGCCAUGUUGGUUGAAACCAGGGUCCAGUUCCUGUUAGCUAAUGAGUUCAGGUGGGAUCACCACCAGAAGGGGGCGUUACUCUUGUCGAGUUUGUGGACCCUGAGCAGGGACUGUGUAAAGUUCCCACGGUUCUUCUCUGUCCACCAGGUGGAGACACUUUUGAUGUUGAAAAGUGCUCUUAACUAAAUGAGUCUUUUGUCUAAAUCGAACACAUUGUUUUCCUACAGCAGUGAAAGUCCUUUCUACUGCCAUCACACUCACGGUUUUAUACCAACUCCGUGCUGGAGGGGUUCUUUAUAAUGACCUUUGACUACGUACUUUUUAGGGCAAAAAUGUAAGACUUUAUAUACAUUUUUUUAUUACACUCGGAGACAAAAAACCCAACCUGAUCCAGUCAAAUUAUAAACGUCUCACUUGAUUGAAGUCACCUGUGGAAACACUAAAAUAAUAAAAAGUCAGUGACAUUUUACGUCUGACUUUGAUCACUACUGAAUCGAGGGUUAACCUGAUGACCGUACCAGUUGUACGACUGUGUUACCAGUUGUACGACCUGCCUUAUUCACUGCUUUUUUCCCCAUUUUUAUCUAUUAAAAAAAUCAAAUCAAAUCCACUGAUUGUAGAUAAAACUAGAUCAAACCCUGAGUCCGUCGGACUCUUUGACCCACUGUCUUACUCUCAAACCACCAGCUCAGAUUUUAUCAAUUUGAAAUGAUGUUGAUGCUGCUGCUGUGCAGCCCCCCCCCCCCCCCCCUCUUACACCCACACUCCUAGAUUGUUGUCAAAACACUUUGUUUCUCUGCAAGUUGCUUUUUUUUUUCUUUUCACCGUCGGGCCUUGGACGUCCCUCUGCUGAUCUUACGUCGUCAUUAUUUACGAGACAAAGUCCAGAACCGUGUUUGUCCCACACAGACUAGAGAACCUGAAGACUUUACGUGUAGAAAUGUGAACUAGAAAGAUAGAAGGUACAGUGUGUUUAUAUGUAAAGAUGGGAAGCGUCGACCAUAAGACACUGGACACAUGCCAGACCUGUACAUAGACGUGACACACACACACACACACAGACACACAGACACGUCACUGCACCAGAUAGUUUUGUAUGGAGUCUCUAUGGUCUUGGCUGCAUGCUGCUUGUUGUCCUACACUGUACAUAGAUGUUAAUUUAUUUGACACGACGUGUAAAUGAGCCGUCAUCGUCGGAGCCGACGCCACGAUGACGGCGUUCAUAUGUUGCCAUUUUCCCUCCGAGACGAGCAGUAUUUUCUAGAUGAUGAGGAGCCACGGCUGCACGCUCUCAUUUGUAAAGCUGUUAAAAAGUGUGUUUAUAUGAAAUUUAAAAAAAAAAGAAAAAAAGAAAAGAAAAAUCCAUGCAAAUGGAAGAACGUGAACUGCUGUAUUUGUUGGUGAUUCCUCUCGAGGCUUCUUCAUCGUCACCAGGGUCGAGGUGGGGGGAGGGGUCGGAGGGUCAGGGGUCGGGGGGCGUUGUCUAUUUCAGAGAGGCUCCUGAAGCUGUAAUCCUGUUUGUACAUUUGUGAAUGUGCAUGACAAAUACUGUGGUUGUUACAUCCGUCGUGGUGAAACCGUCUCUGCAGACAGAAGCACUUUGACAUACUGUACCUGGGAAGAGGAACCGGCCUCCAUCUGGACUGUAUAUAUAUAUAUAUAUAUAUAUAUAUACACAUGAAGUUACAGUCCAACUGAUCUGAGAUCUGCUUUUUACCCAGCAUUCUCUGGGGCUUCUCUCUUGGAGAAUCAUUUGUACCGACCAGAACCUGUUCCCAGACGUUCAGUAUGUGAAACCUGCAGACGGUGACGUAAAAACAGGGUUGAUCUUGUACAGUCUCUGUUGGAGAGUUGGUCGUUGUCUCCUCCAUGGUGAAAUCAUAAAGGCUCAUUUCUGUUUCUACUGCUCGCAGAAAGCCCUUUGAUGUUGAAGUGGUUGUCAUGUCUGUAUCUCUCUCUCUCUCUGUGUUGUUUGUAGCCUCUCUCUCUCUCUCUCCUAGUCAACUAAAUAGUACAUGUAGUUCAGUAGAUAAAUGUCCCUCUUUGAUACGAUACAAAAUGCAUUGUGGAUAAAUGUCAAGAGACAAAGAAAGAAAAAUGUCUUACAGUCAGAACCAUCCUCCUCCUCCUCUUCCUCCUCCUCUUCCUCCCUCUGUGACUUGCUUUUAUCUGGUAAUUUGUACGUCAUGUGUAUGACAAAUAAUUUUUCCUGAUGGUAUUUGUAUUUCUGUAAACACUUUGGUGAUUCUGUCAUAUUUGGGUUUUAUAAACCACCGUUAUUUUUAAAAGCCACUCUGCCUCUUGACUCGGUUUUUUUUUAAUUCUGAUUUUAAUAUUUGUACAGACUUAACUUUGACACUACAUUCAUGAGUUAAUUCACCUCAACAUCACUCUGACAGGCUCCACAGUGGGCGGUGAGAUUAACCAGCUCUGGGGGGUGAAAAAAAAAGUUUUGAUUUAACUCAAUUAUUCCUGAUUAAUUGUGUGAUCCAUCCACAGCGACUCGGUGAGAACCAGGAUUUAAGAAUCUAAAUUCAAACAUGUACUUGAAACAAAACAAUUUCUUUGUCCUGCCCUGUGAAGCAAGGCACUGCCCCCGGUGGUCACACAGACUAGUACACUAGUAAACAGAGGUGCUACAAACCCUGUGUGCCGUUUGUGUGAACCAAACAACCGUCCAGUCAACUGCAGUCUACGAAGGUCACAACUGUGUUGUUUAUUUUAUGAUAACUGAUACAGGAUAAAUGUUAUACAUUCUAUUUUAACACUGAUAUUCUGUUUUUAUUUUCAAUGUCAGUAUGAAAAAAAAAAUACGAUUCAAAGUAAACAUUUUGGUGAAAUCAUGAACAUGAUACAUAUAUUGACUGCUUCAUUAUUAUUAAACCAAUUACAAAUGAAGAACUCCUGGUUUCCCCCUGUGAUAACUUGUUUCGCUACAACACAAAAAAAAAAAACAAACAAACAAAAAAAAAAAAA
Cynoglossus semilaevis (tongue sole) is the source of this 7202-nucleotide messenger RNA. RefSeq names its product xenotropic and polytropic retrovirus receptor 1a (gene xpr1a). Gene Ontology annotation, biological process: cellular response to phosphate starvation; phosphate ion transport. The record is from RefSeq and is a predicted model, not a curated record. Gene Ontology annotation, cellular component: cytoplasm; Golgi apparatus; plasma membrane. Bases 589 to 2676 code for a protein of 695 amino acids. Gene Ontology annotation, molecular function: phosphate transmembrane transporter activity; inositol hexakisphosphate binding. Lineage: Eukaryota; Metazoa; Chordata; Actinopteri; Pleuronectiformes; Cynoglossidae. The transcript is spliced from 16 exons.